AUGGAGUUCAUGGCAAGUAAGUCUACAUACCCAAAAGGGCAGAUUUUGCAGAGCUGGUGCUGCAAGGUCCAGAGCCUCCAAGCCUGUGAGAUUUUGACUAACUUUAUUGGAUUGAUAUUUUCUAGAGCAUUGGAUAUGCAAAUCUGGCUAAACUGGAUCCUCAGUAUGGUAUUUAUACAAAGUGUUGUGCCACCGCGUGUCUAUGCUGUAAUGGGGACCUCUAGGGAGAUAGCCAUCGGACCGGUUGCCAUCGUGUCACUCUUGCUUUCAUCAAUGGCUCAAAAGAUAGCUGACCCAGCCAUCGAUCCAGCUUUCUAUCGAAAAACGGUUUUCACUGUGACAUUCUUUACUGGUAUCUUCCAGUUUGCAUUUGGUCUUUUCAGCUCCCCUGGGUCGCCCUCGCCGCCUAGCGAGCUCCUCUCGAGGUAUCGUCGGCCUGUCCCACCCGGCGCUGGUGGCGAAAUGCAAACACGCCACACCCCGCAAGCGAGAUCAGCUGGAUUUGCAGGCCAGCUAGACAUUGUCAGUGAGGAGCUCAGCCACACGUCCCUGCCCCUCUCCCUCAUUGAGAUGCCGGUGAAGCAUGGCCACAAAGCAGCGAUGCACAGCGGCUCCUCGGUGCGCGUAGCCGUACUCAUGUGCAGCCUGACAGAGCAGGUCAACGAUGGGUAUCCAGCCAAGCAGCUCGGUGUCGAUGACGAACUGCUCUGUCUCCUCCCCAUCCGCGCCCACCUCGGCGUUGGUGACGCUCGCGUGGGGUCACGGGUCAGGUUUUCAUACCUUUCUAUUGUAACAAUACGCAGAGAUCUCCUGAAAGCGUACUCCCAAUGUGAAAAUGGAUCUGAGAUUAUCAAUGUGCAGAACUCAUGGUUAUCAAGUAACUCAAGUGUUCCAAAGCCACCCGUAAAUGGGGCAGAGGAAUCACGGCAAAGCGCCCAGGAAGGAUCUGAAGGUGAUUCAGAUGAUGACUUGCCCCCUCUCGAGAAGAAUCUGAACCACCUGAACCUCGACGAAGACGAAGAAAGUGAGGAAGAGAGUGAAAGCGGUAAACUUAUGGGCUGA
Messenger RNA from Miscanthus lutarioriparius, 1062 nucleotides. The record is from the annotation of a GenBank genome assembly. NCBI's taxonomy places the organism in Eukaryota, Viridiplantae, Streptophyta, Magnoliopsida, Poales, Poaceae.